AUGUAAUAAAAGGAAAAGUAAGAAUCGAGUGAUGAAGAAAUAGAAGUCUAACCAUAAUAGUAAUAAUAAGUGGUAGUGAAGAAAAACACUUAAUAUAACUAAUAAUUAAUUGACAAAUUAAACAAACCCCAUCAAUUUUGGUAAACUCAACCUAUGCCCAAUAUAAAUGAGAUGGAGAAGUUGCAGCCUGGUCCCAUUCAACAAGGAGUAUUGGCUGAGGUCAGAAAGGAUCCACUUAAUUUAAUUGACAAAUUUGAAUGGUUUAAUGUUGACUUGAGAAAUGAUGAAUAAGCUCAAUAAGUUUACACUUUAUUGAAGGAGAAUUAUGUUGAGGAUGAUGAUAAUAUGUUUAGAUUCGAUUAUUCAAUUGAAUUUUUGAGAUGGGCACUAUUACCCCCUGGACAAUAUGCCGAUUGGUUGGUUGGCGUAAGAGUCAAUUAGAAACUAGUUGGAUUCAUCACAGGUAUUCCAGUAACACUCCACAUUGAAAAUGAACAAAACAAAGUGAAAAUGACAGAAAUUAAUUUUCUGUGUGUCCAUAAAAAAAUAAGGGCUAACAGAUUAGCUCCUGUCUUAAUUAAAGAAAUCACUAGAAGAGUACACAUCAAGAAUAUGUGGCAAGCCGUAUAUACAGCAGGAAUUGUUGUCCCAACUCCCAUUUCUUAGACUAGAUAUUAUCAUAGAAGCUUGAAUGCAAAGAAAUUGAUUGAAGUUGGAUUCUCAUCGUUAUCAGCAAGAUAGACAAUUUCAAGAUAACAAAAACUAUACAAAUUACCUGAAGAACCAAAGACUCCUGGACUUAGACCAAUGAAAAAGAAAGAUGUGGCUUAGGUUACUAAAUUAUUAAAUGAAUAUUUGAAAAAUUUCAAGUUGUAUUUUAAAUAUACAGAAGAGGAAGUGAAGCAUUGGUUUAUCCCUAGAAAAGAUGUGAUUAGUACCUAUGUAGUGGAGAAGGAAUAAGGAAUUGUGACAGACUUUUUGUCAUUCUAUAAUUUACCAAGUUAAGUGAUAAAGAAUCCCAAAUAUACCCACUUGAAAGCUGCCUAUUCCUAUUACAAUGUUGCAACUUAAACACCUAUUGUACAGUUAAUGCAUGAUGCAUUAAUCUUAGCCAAAAAUGAAGGAUACGAUAUAUUAUGGAUAAUGAAAAAUUUUUAAAGGAAAUUAAUGUUUUGUCCUGGAGAUGGACAAUUAAAUUAUUAUUUGUACAAUUGGAAAUUAGAAAGCAACAUGCUUAAACCAGAAGAGAUAGGAAUUGUUCUUGUAUGAGUUAUAAAUAAAUAUACAUAUAUAAGUUAAUACUUUGUUUAA
Molecule: messenger RNA, 1311 nt
Organism: Paramecium tetraurelia
Lineage: Eukaryota; Ciliophora; Oligohymenophorea; Peniculida; Parameciidae
Exons: 6
Biological process (GO): N-terminal peptidyl-glycine N-myristoylation
Cellular component (GO): cytoplasm
Molecular function (GO): glycylpeptide N-tetradecanoyltransferase activity
Source: RefSeq, a predicted model, not a curated record